Messenger RNA from Columba livia (rock pigeon), 2315 nucleotides. RefSeq names its product VPS37D subunit of ESCRT-I (gene VPS37D). Gene Ontology annotation, cellular component: ESCRT I complex. The record is from RefSeq and is a predicted model, not a curated record. Gene Ontology annotation, biological process: ubiquitin-dependent protein catabolic process via the multivesicular body sorting pathway; protein targeting to membrane; protein targeting to vacuole. The transcript is spliced from 4 exons. Lineage: Eukaryota; Metazoa; Chordata; Aves; Columbiformes; Columbidae. Bases 114 to 980 code for a protein of 288 amino acids.
CGGUCGCGGGGCGCGCGCGGCUCCCGGUGGCUGGGAGGGUGUCCCGGUGGCGGCGGGGGGUGUCCCGGCGGCGGCGGGGGGUGUCCCGGCCGCGCCCGCCCGUGCCCCGGCCCAUGUCCCGGCCCCCGGCGCCGCCCGGCUCCCCGCGCCGCUUCGGGGCGCUCAGCACCGCGCAGCUCCGCGCUCUGCUGCAGGACGAGCCCCGGCUGCAGCGCGCCGCCCGCCUCAGCAGGAAGUUUCAGAGCCUACAGCUGGAACGAGAGAUGUGUUUGGCUUCAAACUGCACCCUGGCCAGGGUGAACCUGUCCCUGCGCCCACGGCUGGAAGAUGGAAAGGCAUCCCUAGCCAUCAAGUAUCAGGAGCUACAGGAGAUGCAAGAGGCAUGUUGGGACAAGCAGCAGCGCCUUGAGGCGUACCUGGAGAAGUGGAGCCCACAGAGCGCGCUGGGCCAGCUCCAAGCCAAGCUCGAUGCCUCCGAGGCAGAGUCAGAGGCACAGAUCAAGCAGUUCCUGGCCCAGGACCUGCCCCUUGAUUCCUUUCUGGAGUCCUUCUGCCAGAGCCGCACACGCUCCCACAUCUGCCGGACGCAGCUGGAGAAACUGCAGGAGCUGCUACAGAAGGACCAGGUGGGCAGGAAGCCUGCGGGCCCCAUGGGGUACCCAGGUGCCCUGGCUAGCCUGGCACCAGCCCGCCUUCCCCCAUUGCGCAGUGGAGUAGCCCCCAAAGCCUUUGAUCUUUCCUAUGGCUUUGUGCCCGCCUUUCUGAUCCCCUCGGAGGCCAUUGUUCCAUUCGCCGUGCCGGCUGUGCCUCCCAGACACCGCCUCCCAGCCCUGGGACACCAGCAAGUAUCUCCCUGCUCCGAAAUCUCCAGCCCAAGCUCACCCCCGCACCUCGUUGGACACGUCUCCCUGCUCAGCCCUCAGCCCUUCCGCAGGCAGCAGCAGCCGCAACACCAGAAGCAGGAGCCCCCACACCGGUAGCAGGGCAGGAAUGGGGAUGUCCCCCCUCUGGCCCUGUGCCUCUGCGGGGGCUGCACAGAGACACCCCGGCAGGGGAGCACGCGGGGGUGGGUGCGGGCACAGCUCCGAGGCACUGCGGUGCCUGUCGAGCAGGGUGGCGGUGCUCGCAGGGGGAUGGAGGCGCUUAGCUGGGGGCGGGAGGGGGCAGGUGCCACGGCUGGGGAGGGGUCCUGUACUUGGGGAGCUGCAUCCACAGCAAGAGGAGCAGUGACAGGAGGUGGGGGUAGGUGGUUUGUAGGGAUGUCAGUGGGCUCAGUCAGGUGGGAGAUAGCAGGGAAGAGGGUCCAGGAGCACUGGGCACCAUGUGCUUUCUAAAUAAAGGCUCUUUUCCAUCCUGUGUGUUACCCCUUGGCUCUGGCUAUGAACAGAGGCAGGGAAGAAGCAGUUGCGGGGGGGGACACUUGCCAGGCUUGGAAUUGAGUGGCAGUCCAGGGUUCUUCAGCCUGGGGAGCCCCCAGUACCUGAACUUGGCUCAGCCCAUCAACACCCUGGGGAAGGGGGCUGAGCCUGCCCAAGUGGGGCAGAGAGCCCAGCAAGGCAAGUUUUCCUUCAGGCUGGUGCCAGGGACCACCGGCAGCAGUUUGGCCCCACACAUGGUGAAGACUUCCGGUAAACAGAGAUGCCUUGUGCCAGCAAUCAAGUCUUUGUCCCCAUGAGGGUUAUACCCCCCAGCCAGCUGGUCUCACUCAUGGCAGUGACUUUUUAGUACCUAUUUAUGCAUCCACCCUCAUUCACUAGCCCUGACUUCAGCCACCACAGGACAAGGCGGCAGGAGGCCUGAGUUGAUCUUCUUUCAUCCCAGGCUCUUCUAUUGUUUUCCUUGAUUUCACACGAUGGGUGAUGAGACAGGGCUGGGGGGAAGCCCUGGUUCCUCCAGCUGCAGCCCCUGGGGUACUUGUUCCCUGGUCCGGGUUGUCUCCUGUGCUGUUUAUAGCUUUAGAUUUGGUUUCAGGCUCUUCCUGUGCUUUCUGUCCUUGUCUAAUUGUGGUGGGUUUUAAUUCUUUCCCUGCAGCUUGGCACUGUUACGUAGACUAUUUAAAAAUAAUCUCAAAGUGUCCAGGGGCUCUGGUUCUGGCUACAAAGCACCCCAAAAUAUGGACCAUUGGCUGGCAGUGUCUGAUCACCCUCUCUAACACUAAGGGUACCCCAUACUUACUCCAGACUCCAGCCCUCACACAUGGGACUGGGGCUAGUCAUCCAGUACAAUCAGUUAAAAUGGGUUUAAGACUAGGAUAAAUUGGGGACCAGACACUGUGGUUUUAUCAACAGGCAAGGAGACAGUAGGCACUGAAAUAU